This is a messenger RNA of Oikopleura dioica, 1638 nucleotides long. The record is from the annotation of a GenBank genome assembly. Lineage: Eukaryota; Metazoa; Chordata; Appendicularia; Copelata; Oikopleuridae.
AUGACGACUUUUGCUGGAGAGUACCGUCUCUCCAGAAAACUACGAGACAACAGUAAAAAUGUCGAGAAAAUGCUUUGGGUUGUCCAUAAGCCGAGUGAUCGAAAUAAGCAGUUUGUACUAAAGAGCUCUGUUAAUCAACAAACCUCGAAGGAAGAAUAUGAAAUAAUGAAAAAAUUGGACCAUAAAAAUAUUGUGAAGGUAUUUGAUGAAGUAUUCUUUGACUUCAACGGAUGCAAAUAUUCCGGAAUUGUGAUGGAAUAUUUGCUCAAAGGAGACCUUGAAUCAUUUUUGGCUGAAGAAAAGGAAAGAAACGCAGACUAUUGGGAUGAAACUGAUGCUCUUCGAUUGAUAACACAACUUAUUUCUGGACUUAGUUACUUACAUCAACAUCAAAUUAUCCACCGGGAUCUCAAGCCCUCUAAUAUUUUUCUUUGUGACAAUAAUCGUCUCGCCAUCGGAGAUUUUGGAAUUUCAGACUCUUUGGAGACAACAAGGAUGACUCGUAUUAUUGGAACUGAUCAUUAUUUGCCUCCAGAAGCAUUGGAAGAUUUUGAAACAGAACAAUUGACUUUUGCUCGGGAUGUCUGGGCAUGUGGAAUUGUAAUAUUCAUGAUAUCGUACUUUACACAUCCAUUCGUCGAAAAUAAUAGAAUGCGGACUCUAAUGAAUAUUUGCGAAGUAAAAAUCCUUCCUCAUCCGCGAUCGUUUUCUAAAUGUGACGCUCUUAUUAAACUUUGUCUUCAAAAAGAGGUUGAGAAGAGAGUUGGAAACGCCUGCAUUCUAGCGAAAAAUCAAAAUAUUGAGAGCCUUAUUUACCAAUACGACUUUGGCAUUCCUCCAUCUGAAUUUUCUUUCUCCGAAGGCCUUACGUCUAUUGUUCAAAGUGUGAACUCCAAACUUAUAGAGGAUCUUAAGGACCUCCAGAUGUCUUCAAAUGACGCUAUUAAAAAUAAGGAUCAGUUUAUCCUAAAAUUGGAAGCGGAGAAAGAACAACUGAAGAAGAAGUUAUCUGAGGAAGAAAUCAAGAAUAAGACUAUUACCAAGAAUUUAAAUGUCAAAACACAGGCACUUUCUAAUUCUAAAAGAGCGAAUCAAGAAAAAACCAAAGCUCUGAAAGCAUCAAAAUCUGAAAUCGCUGAAUUGAAUUCUCAAAUUGACGAUCUGAAAAAUGCUAGUAUAUUUACUGUAGCUGGCCAGCGAAAAGGACUUGGUUUUUAUUUUGGUGACGAUGGCGAAAGUAUUCGUAGUCCAAUAAACUUGAACGCGGCAUAUCACGCUACCUUUGUCAUUGAUGCUCUUGAAACUGGUCUCCGAAAAAUUAAUCUAAAAUUUUAUUACGAGUUUUCCGUAAACUUUACAUAUAAAAAUUGGACAAUUAGAAGUCCAGCAUUCGAAAAAAUUGGAGAUAAGCACGAUUUCUCCCGCCCAUGGAAACUUGCUAUUUCAAAUCCAGGAAGAAAAAUUAAAUAUCGGGCGACAGCUGAAAACAUAAGGAUAAAAACUGGAAAAGCAAUUACAAAAGUCGAGAACAUUGAAAGUGGAACCAUAAAAAAUAUACAUGGAGAAGAAGAAGUUGUUGAAGCUCCUAUUGCGAGUAUCGUUGGUUUUAUGAGGUGGAAUAUAGAGUUUCUCGAAUAA